Notothenia coriiceps (black rockcod) is the source of this 576-nucleotide messenger RNA. Its product is annotated as plastin-3-like. Gene Ontology annotation, molecular function: actin filament binding. The record is from RefSeq and is a predicted model, not a curated record. Gene Ontology annotation, biological process: actin filament bundle assembly; actin filament network formation. The annotation marks the transcript as partial. Gene Ontology annotation, cellular component: actin filament; actin filament bundle; cytoplasm. The transcript is spliced from 4 exons. NCBI's taxonomy places the organism in Eukaryota, Metazoa, Chordata, Actinopteri, Perciformes, Nototheniidae.
GAACAUAAUUUGGACAAAAGGGCGGAGCUAAUGCUGAAGCAGGCGGCGCGGCUGGACUGCAGACAGUUUGUUUCUCCUCGUGACGUCACAUCUGGAAACAGCAAGCUCAACUUGGCCUUCGUCGCCAACCUGUUCAACAUGCACCCUGCCCUGCAGAAGACUCACAUCAACGGAAACGACAUCGACCCGGCAGAAAUAGCACCUGAGACCAACGAAGAGAAGACAUUUAGAAACUGGAUGAACUCUCUGGGCGUCUCCCCAUACGUCAACCACCUGUGCUGGGACCUUUGUGAUGGUUUGGUGAUCUUGCAGCUUUGUGAGAAGGUUAAUGUGCCCGUUAACUGGAAGAAAGUCAACAACCCGCCGUAUCCCGUCCUGGGGGCCAACAUGAAGAAGCUGGAGAACUGCAACUAUGCUGUGGAGCUCGGCAGGGACGUCGCUCACUUCUCUCUGGUCGGCAUCGGAGGAGAAAACUUGAACUCUGGGAGCCGCAUGCACACGCUGGCGCUGGUCUGGCAGCUGAUGAGGAGGUUCAUGCUCCAUCCAUGUUGUUUGGCAAAGACAAACUGUCCAUAG